GGCCGGCCCACCGCCCCCGCCCGGACCCGGGGCUCGGACAGUAGCGGCCCAGGAGGGAGGGGAUCGCCUCCGCCCUCUCCGCCCCGCCCCUCCGGGCCUCAGUUUCCCCGCAGGAAGGGGGAUGCCCUCGCCGGCCGACCCCCCGGAGGGGAAGAAAAGCAGGCCGCAACGGGGGCAGGAGCCGGACGUCUCCCAGCCCGGCCCCGUCCGGAGGCUCCGGCUGACCACCGGACAGUGACCCGGCUUCCCGGCCCCGGCCCGGGCCCCCUCCGCCCGGGGUUGCUCCCUCCUCUCUCUCCGUCUCUCUCUUCCGCUCCGCCUCUCCGUCCCUCCCUGUCCUUCGCCCGAGAGACCUCGAUCAUCCCGAUCCGGGGGAGGGGGGACCGAGCCCCGGGGCUCGGGGAUGGGGACCCCCCCGUUUUAGGUCCGGGGAAGGAGGGAGGGAGGGGAGAUCGGGAGGCCGGGGCCCGGGAGGCGGCCGGAGGGGCGAUGGUGCCGGUGGCCUAGCUACCUGGGAGAUGACACUGGGGUCCCCGGAUCUCCCCGGGAGCCGGACCCUCUGAGGCCCUCUCCCCUGCCCCUUGCGCGGUUGGGGGGGGCCGGGGCCGGGAGCCGGAGCGGGGGGAGGGCGGGGAGGCCGGGCCUUCGGGGAGAAGAUGCCUAUGGUGCCGUUGUGAAGCUGAGGCAUGGCUGCCGGAAGGUUCCUGCUCUACACCGGCCUCUCGUUAGCUCUGUGCGCCUUGGGCAUGUUGGCCGCGGCCAUCUGCUCGGACCACUGGUACGAGACUGACGCCAGGAGGCACCGGGACAGGUGCCAAGCCUUCACCACCCGCCGGGUCGACCCCGGCUUCAUCUACAACAACAACAAUAACUUGCCUCUCAGGGCCAGCCGGGCCAGGCUGGACCGCUGGGAGGGGAAGCUACUCCUCGCCCGGAACAGGAGGCAGCUCUUCGCCAUGAGUGCCGUGGACGAAUGCAAUCGGCAGUACAAUUCCACCAACAUGGGACUCUGGAGGAAAUGCCACCGGCUGGGGUUCGACCCGGAGAUGACGGCCCUCAUCGAGAAAGGAGAAAUCGAACGAUGCACUUACAUCAAGUACCACUAUUCCUCAGCGACCAUCCCCAAGAACCUCACCUACAACAUCACCAAGACCAUCCGCCAGGACGAGUGGCAUGCCUUGCACCUGCGUAGAAUGACCGCUGGCUUCAUGGGCAUGGCCGUGGCCAUCAUCCUCUUCGGUUGGAUUAUUGGGGUGCUGGGAUGCUGCUGGGACCGAGGCCUUAUGCAGUACGUGGCGGGGCUUCUCUUCCUCAUGGGAGGAACGUUCUGCAUCAUUUCACUGUGCACGUGUGUGGCCGGAAUCAACUUCGAGCUGUCACGUUACCCUCGCUACCUGUACGGACUCCCGGAUGACAUCAGCCACGGCUACGGCUGGUCCAUGUUCUGCGCCUGGGGGGGCCUGGGGCUCACCCUCAUCUCGGGCUUCUUCUGCACCUUGGCCCCCUCUGUCCAACCUGUCCCCAGGACCAACUGUCCGAAAUCCAGACCGGAGAAUGGGACAGUAUGCUAAAACAACACGAACCAAUGCAUAUAUAUAUAUAUAUAUAUAUAGAUAUAUAUAUAAAAUAUACAUAUAUAUAUAAAACUCACCCAAAAGCAAGCCGAGGCCAGUGCCGAGGUAGAGUUGCGUCUGCUCAGAUGCCCUCAUUUCCACGAGACUUGGUGCCGCACCCCACCUCGCCGAGAUGGGGCAAGCUUUUCUGUACCACGGCUCUCCCGCCCGAUCCUGACCUCUCGGCCUCAUGGUUUUCUGAAGGCCGAGCCUACGUAUCCAUUGUGUCUUGACUAGCCGGGAUGUGGCGAGGGGGGGUGAGGUUUCGGGGGGAGGGGAGCGGCGAAGGGGCUGGGAGGGACCCAGGGCCGUGGCGUCGGCUCAGAAGGCGAAACGAAAGCUUCUCUGCCGGCCCAAGGAGGGAAGGAACCGCAGCUCGCCCAGUGCCGGACCCACUGAGCCGCAAGCCCCAACUCUCCCAACGAGCGGGGCGCCCGCCAGGCCGACCCCGAUACCCUCUUCCACCUUGUCGGGCCCGUUCUCCUUUCCCUUCGGUCUCCCCCUCGGAUCCACCCGGAAGGUGGCGGGAAAGCGGAGGGAUCGGGAAAGCCCUCUCUCCGACCGGCAGGCGUGAGGACCGACCCGGGCGUCCGGUCGAGAGAGGCGACCCGCACCGACGCAAGGACGCUCCUGCGGACGAGCUGACCGCCCGGUCUCAUCUUCCAGCUGCCUUACACGCAGGCUAAACGCAGAGGCUGCCCUGCCCCAUCCCAGGGCAGGCGGAGGGGCCCUGGGAAAUGCUGUGAUACAUGUAUGUGUAUAACUUUUAUUUUCCUCUCGCUUUUUUUCUUACGAACUGAAACACUGCGAUGUGCCCAUCCGUCACCUGUGCUGUGCUCGCGGCCUGAGACUGAGGCACCGAGGCACCGGAGGAGGGGGAGGGGGCAGGGCGGAGGGAUGGCGAGUCCUCUCCCAGCGUGGGUGGGGUGAGGGGGGCCUCCCCCCCGGAGAGAUGGAGAUGUGGAUCUACGCAGACAGCCGUUUCCCUGGGCGAUUGGUUUUACCGCACCGUUUGGGUUUCGAUUGAUUGAUCCGAAAAGCGGUUCGAAAUCGAGAUGGCCGAUUGAAGAGGAGAAAAGUAGGGGUGGUAGGCCGGGCCAAGGGGGAGGGACGGCACAUCUCUGAAGACUCAGUGGGAAGCGGCCUCCACUUCCGGACGUUCAAGGCGGAGGGGCCGAAGGCCGCUGCAGAGGGAGAGGGGGUGCGCGUCUUGGGCGGGGCGGGGAGGAAGGAAUGGCGCCUUUCGUUGACGUCGUUGCGCUUGUGUAUGCCAAAUCAGACCUUUCCAUGCCUUCUCAUCGGAAACCGCCCUCUUUCCCAGGACCCCUCCUUCCGCAUGAGUGAACUCUGUACUGACGGAAGAAAAUGGGUCCCAGCCCGGGGACUCCAGUUUGUAUGAUAUCACUGUAAAUCACCGUAGGACUUUUGGCUCUCUCCAGCUUUCUCUUCCUCCCCCUCCCUUUCCUCCACCCGACCCUGACCCUCACCUCCUGGCCCGUCCUCGUCUUCCCUGAAAUUUCCCGAUAUGGAUCCCGGAAGGCUUCCUAUCAGCGGGCCCCCGCUGAGGGGGUCGGUCCGCCAGCGCCUCGUAGGGCCAGAUCUGCACACGUCUAGCCAGCGGAACCGGGAGGUAGAAGGGGCUGGGACGGAAGAGGCGGGGCCGGGCGUCCGUCAAAGAGAGGAAGGAAGGAGCGGGUGCCUCCGAACGGCGCAGGAGAGGGCGUCUCAUGGAUCCACCAGCGGGGAAGAGGGGGAACUGUAUGUUCACAUAUUGAAUUCGUUCAUCAAUGGGGAAGGAGUACAAAUAGCAGCUAAAUUAAUUCUCUUUAAAAUGCUCGAAAACGGUGAGGGCGGUCCCCUGUCACGAUGGCUUCUGACGGCUUUUUAGUUUAAAAGGAAUAGAUCUUCAACCGAAUCGACGGCGAACAGAAUGAAGCCAACUGAAUGGGUCUCGCCUCCGCCCCGCCCCUUGCCAACGCCCGUCGGCUCUCCUGAUUCACUGAACAAGAGACGAGCCGAGUCUGAGACUUAAGCUCGGAGACUCAAGCCUGUGUCCCUCCUUAAUUCUAUUAUCCAUCAGCAUCACCCCAAACUUCAGGGGGCCGUUCUGGGAGCUCACACUAAGAUGACGGCCGGGGAGGCCCAAGGAGGUUGUUCUUGGCUGUUGGCGGGGGCGUCUAAUGACCUUGGCCUUGGGGGGAGAUCAGUCAAGCAACACUGAUGGAAAUUACACCCAGAGCACAUGGAGGCCCUUGCCUCUAUCUGGGCCGACAGUUUCUGGCCGGAAAACACGAUCAUCUUGCGGUUGCUUGUGAUUCUCGAUCCCUGGUGGUGUCCUAUCUCUCCUUGCCUCCCGUUGGGUUCUGAGGCGAUUAAUUUGCAGAUUGUCAGGGACCUAGGGAGAAAGGAAAUGGAGUGGCCUUCUUGGGUAGUUGUGGCUUGUUGGUUGGUAGAACUGAGGGUUUUCCGGAGGAAUUUCCUUCUCUCCAGAGACACAAGUUCCUCCAGGGCCAUCCGGGAUGGUUACCGGGUACGAGAGUUGUAAGUCAGUCUCUGACUGUCUACAGUGCCCUGCUAUCUCUACCCGGAGGUUUCAUUUUCCAAUCGCUCUCCGGCUGACCAGGUUAUCUGUCUUCGGUUCUGACCAGAAUUGAAAGGAACCCUCUUCCCACUCUCAAAGCGAAGACCCAAGUAUAAACAGCAGCAGGAGCAGGGAUCCCCGACUUUAAUCUCGUGAAGCUCUCAGAACACGUGAGCCGAAACCUGAAUCUGUAGGACAGGAGACGGAGGGGAGGGAGUUUAGGCGGAGGAGGUUCGUUAGUCCAAAGGGGUGCACUCAGAUUUCUCCUCUUGGGUCCAGAUGUCUCAAGAGGACUGUAAGCUCGUGGUGGGUAGGGAAUGUGUCUCCCGACUCUGUUUUACUCUCCUGAGCAUGUAGUACCAUGUUCUGCACCCAGUAAGCGCUCAAUAAACACCAUUGAUGAUGAUGAUGAUGAAGAGAAAGCACUCCUCAGAUCCCAGAACCUAUACUUCGGUACACUCGGAAAAUUAAAGAUGGUGGCCCCCAGGCUUCUUGCAGAUGGGAAGCUCUGGUUAAUUGGACAAAACCCCCAACUAGCAGAUGAACAAUCCAUGCUUAGACCCAGGCCCGCCUCUGAUUUGCCUCUGAUCCUGCUCACCUCUUCCGGACCUGAUUCCCUCGGCUAUAAAAGAUUGCUUGACCCUUCCAGACAAGGCUUGAAUUUGUCUAGGGGUACGAUCUUCGGGAACAGAGGUCACCUAGCCCAUCCCCCGCCUCCAAGUGGGAUUCUCUAAAAUUCUCCUAUGUUGGAGAGGGGAGGGUCUUUCUACAUUUAGGGCUUUCUAGAGAAGAUUUCACUCCCUGAGUCCUGAGAGACUAGGAAAGUUCUUCCUUAUGCCUACCUUUCUCCUAUCUUGCUACAAUCUGUUCAUUUUAUGAUCAAAAUCAAUGCCCGAAUAUUGCCAAGACGAGGCGCGUGAGCUGUAUACAGCACCCAAAGACAGGAGGUUCAAUAAGCCAAGUCUUUCUUUUCCACUGGCGUGGACAUUUUUUUGGUCCUUCACCCUGGAGUGGCUAGGUCUCUCCGUGAUGGCCAAGGGCCUCAUCGAUAAAUCUUGUCCUAGUUGAGGUUAUUAUUUAUCUGGCAUUCAUUAUUAAGAAUCUGAUGUGCAGUGAACAAACAGAAGAGCAUCUAUUUCCCGGCCCACGAAACAGUAUUAUAGUCCGUUGAAUUUCCGUAGCUCCUUCCAUCCGGAGAACACAGAGCACUUCCUCCCAUUCCCGCUCACGUCCUCUCAGGGUGGGGAAGGCAUUAUUCUCCCUCCAAGGCCCCGAGAAGUCUUGCCCAAGACUCCACGGAGUGGACCAGGACUCAGACUAGGGCACCCAGACUCCUGACUCCUAGCCUGGGGCUCUACCCUCCAGACCAACCCGCCUCCCAGCCGACUUAGCCCCUGCCACAUUUCAUAUCACCUGUUCUGGGCUUCCCUUUUGGCCCCACUCAAAACUGUCUCUAGAUCUCCAGAGGCUGCCAUUUCUUCAUAGCAGCCAAAGGGAAACCUCUAGGUUCUUCCUCCGGCAUCAAUGAUUUCCCAAAAGGCCUCUGCUGUUUCGCCUGUCGUCACCUCCCUCUCCAGUUGCUACAGUGAUCGACUGUGGCUUAUUACCUCUGCUGCUGGGUAGAGAGUGAGUCCUCUAGACCGUAAGCUCACUGCGGGCAGGGAGUGUAUCUACCAAUUCUGUACUAUUGUACUCUCCCCAGUGCUUAAUACAGCGUACUGCACACAGUAAGCGCUCAAUAAAUACCACUGACUGAUUAGUCGAUUUAGCAGAAAGGUACCCGAAGGAUGGAAAAGAGCCCGGUGGUAAACCGGGAGGCGUUUUCAGAGUCGGUCUCACCUGAAGCCGAGCUAUGAUAUUCCCAGGAGUUUCUCGGGACAACUGACGGCCGACAGGCGGAUCACACCAUUUUAAUCACUUUAUACAAUACUCCGCACGCAGUAAGCCCUCAAUAAAUACCACUGGUGGAUUGCCGUUUGGUUUUAUUUCAGGGGGUCGAGGCUGACCGUCACAUCUCGAUGAUCAAAAGAGAUUCCGGUCAACGCCGUCGUUGAUGUCGGCCCUCCGGUUGAAGAUUGAGGAACUCGUGAAGGUUUUCCACCCUUUGCAACUUGAAAUCAGGCUGGGCAUCUCCUGAACAAUGCCUCUUUUUCGUCUCUCUCUGUCGGCCUCUGCUCGGGCCCGAUUUCCAACCCUUCCUCGUUAACGCUCCACUCCCACAGGCCCCUUCUCCUCUUCAUUCUGGGCUUACUGCCCUUGAUUUUCUGGGGCGGACAGAAUGGGUACACUACCCCGACUGGAGAUCCAUCUCCAAACUCAAAUCUAUCUGAAAUACUCUUCAGCCCACCCAGCUUCCAACUAGGACCCCCCCACACACCUCCAAGAAAAAGAAACGGAAUUAUAUCCUCAAAGCCAAAUAACAUCUUCUUGAGCAGAGGGUGGUGGAGUGGAGAUCAAAGCUCUCAUUAUGGGGUUCAUGAUAAAAUCAGAGUCACUGGUUGGAGUUUAUGCCGGAGGAUACUAUUACCGGCACUAUCAACAGAAGAAAAAUCCAGAUGCCCGAUAUAAACGUUCUCCAUUUUGGUCUCCGCAAUUUCCAUCCCUUCAUGUCUUUCUUCCCGGGACUGUUUGAUCUUCUACAGAUUUCUCUCUCUGUUCUGCUGCAAGAGCAAAUCUCAGGGCUUUGAAGAGAUUUUGCCACAGCACCUGAAAAUCCGCUCCUGACAAUUAGAGAUCCUUGGGCAGCCUUGUUAGAAACGGGCUCUUUGACUCUCUACGGUCCACAGGUCGGAAACUCCUCCGUGCAUAUAGAUUACCGGAGAUGUACUAGUCACCUUUCUCUCUGUCCAGUGGGUUCGGUAGAAAGGCGGGCCAACCCAGACUCCGGAUUGCUUAGUCCGCGGUCCGGAACCGGGGUGCAGGCACUGGGGUCCGCUCCUCGAUUUGAGUGUGGCGGUGAAGAGGAGGGCUUUAUGGGGGUUUGGGGGAAGCGAGCAGGGUAAGGUUCGGGAGUGGCAGGCAGGAUGGCAUCAGAGAGCCCAUCAUCACCGAUCUGGGGGUCUUUUCAGCCCGGUUCGGAAGCUCUCUGUGGAUGGGAAGGAGGAAUCCGGCCCAAAUCAACGGGGAUUGGUGAUCUCCUCCAUUCCCAUCAAGGGAUUGGUACUUCUGGACAUUCUAGCAGAGGGAGAGACCCUUUCUGGGGUUCCCUGCUCCCCCUGCAACUUGCGGGUUGUGAAAGGAACCCCAACGGGGUGCUAGAAGCACUAAGUCGGAGGAAGAAGAGUCUCUUCUCUUGAAAUUACAAUAUUUCUGCCCUCGUGCAUCUAAGGAUGAUGGAAGGUUGACUAGAGCACCAGCAAACACGGAGGGUACAAGCCAGGCUUGUGACCCUCAGAGGUCACCAUUCCCAAAGUCACCCCGAACUGAGGUCGGUGUUGACCAGUCUCCUGGGGAGGAAACCAAGGUAGAGACGGUUUGAGUGAUGCAGAUAAAGCCACCCCACUUCUAGCUAUGUCUGUGGUCCACAGGGAAGGAGCCUGGAGGGCUAGACUUUGGAUCCUGAGGUUUGAUUCCUAUUUGGCACCUUUUGAAUUGAAUUCCAAACCGAAGGGCAGAAGGGCUGGCGGGGAGACUCACUAAGUCACUCGGACCCUGGAAAUCCUAAUUCCGCCUCUAUGGCGACUGGCUUAUGACUUCCCCCCAGUGACUCUUUCCUCUGCUCCACAAUGGGGAGAGUGACACCAUCUUAUUUCCCAGGGCUUUCGUGACAGAUUUAAAAAUGAUGGUGAAGCAAUUUACGGAUUUAAACCCCCAAAAAUGGUAAAAAAAAAAAUAAUAAUUCUGAGUCCCGAAGCUGGAGGCCCCGCCUGAUCUUCCCUGAUGAAACUGGGCCGAAAGGGACCCAGGAAGGUCAUCUAGUCCAGCCCCCUGCCUUCAGGCAGGAGUCACUAUUUUCGAGAGAUGAGUGUCCCUGAAGUUUUCACUACCUCCAGAGGAAAAUCUGCAUGCCUGAGGACCAAAUGUUCCAGGAUUGAACUCUUAGUAUCAGGACGUUUUUCCUGCAGUUUCAACCCAUCCCUCUGGCUCGGAACAGAGCGGCAGUGGCGAAUAUCUGGUCACCACCUCUUGUGCACCCAUUCUCGACAUACAUGAGAUGGAGUGAUUAUCAAUUAUCUGUAGAAAUUUGAGAGAAAUGCCACAGUGGCUCUUAGAGACGAGGAGGGAGAGAUCCUUCUUUCUGCCCUCUAUUUGAGAUUCCUAGACAGAAGAUAAUCUGGUCUGUGGAGGAGGAUUUGAACCCAGAGGUUGCAAACUCCUUGGGAGCUGAGGCACCGUCUUUUACUUCACAUUCCCUCCGUACCCAGUAUGGUGCUUGGCACGCAGCAGACGCUCGGUGAAUGCUGCUCGCGUUGACGGCGGAGGCGGCGGUGAGGACUCGAGAGUUGCCAAUCUGGGGAGAGUCGGUUCCUCUUUCGGGCCCGUUGGGACGCGUGUCAUAAAUGACGACUCGCGUAGUGAAUCUGUUCUGUCUGAGGGAAUGCAGGCCCCUCACAUACUGCAGAGUGGAAGUUUUACUGUUUUAUUGUACUCUCCCAAGUACUUAGCACUGUUCUCUCUGCACAUAGUAAGUACUCUGCACAUAGUAAGUGCUCAAUAAAUACCACUGAUUGAUCGAUUGGGAACUGGGGGACCGUCCCAAACCGCACCGAGUAUCGAUACAUACGGGGUGGAUCCGGGCAGAGGAGAUCGGCAAAGAGAAGCUCAGAGCAUCAUGGGCGCUCUGGGGCGGCCCCCCAGCCACCACCCCACAGGAGCCAAAAUUACAGCUAAUGCUCGUUAGUUCCGGGAUUCUAGGGAGUCCCCCGUACCCCCUUGUCCCUCCCUACCCACCUCUUCCUUCUUUCCUCUUCUUUCUGCUUAGCUUUUCCUUCCACUUUCUGGGUCGGUUGUAGAUUAUUCAUUUUUUGGGGGCCUCCUGGUCUGUGGGUGGGUGAGCGUGCGUGUGUCUGUAUGCACGCGUGUGUGGGUGCGUGUGAGCCUGUAUAGAUGUGAGUGUGACCGUGUUUCACGUAAGGAGAAGAGCUUUCUUCGCCAGUCCCUUUUCAUGCCAUCCCCCUCCCCCAUCCCAAGUGUGACUGUUUUUGCUAUUCCAGCUGUCUAAAAAUGUACAAAAAAUAUAAAAAAAAAA
Molecule: messenger RNA, 9382 nt
Organism: Ornithorhynchus anatinus (platypus)
Lineage: Eukaryota; Metazoa; Chordata; Mammalia; Monotremata; Ornithorhynchidae
Gene: TMEM178B
Product: transmembrane protein 178B
Exons: 4
Coding region: 687-1571 (294 amino acids)
Cellular component (GO): membrane
Source: RefSeq, a predicted model, not a curated record